This is a messenger RNA of Westerdykella ornata, 1113 nucleotides long. Its product is annotated as aspartate-semialdehyde dehydrogenase. Lineage: Eukaryota; Fungi; Ascomycota; Dothideomycetes; Pleosporales; Sporormiaceae. Gene Ontology annotation, molecular function: NADP binding; NAD binding; aspartate-semialdehyde dehydrogenase (NADP+) activity. Gene Ontology annotation, biological process: L-threonine biosynthetic process. The record is from RefSeq and is a predicted model, not a curated record. The transcript has 4 exons. The coding region runs from base 1 to 1113 and encodes 370 amino acids.
AUGGACGUCGAGCAUUUUACCCACCCCAAAAGCGAUUUUCCCAAAAAGAAGUGCGGCGUUCUGGGAGCGACGGGUUCGGUGGGACAACGCUUCAUUCUUCUCCUCGCCCUCCACCCACACUUCGUCCUUCACGCCGUCGGGGCCUCUGAGCGCUCAGCAGGAAAGAAAUACAAAGAUGCCGUGAGGUGGAAGCAGGCAAUUCCUUUCACAGAGCGCAUCGGCAACCUCGUCGUGAAGAAAUGCACACCAGAAGAAUUCGCAGACUGCGAUCUCGUAUUCUCCGGUCUCGACAGCGAUGUAGCAGGAGAUGUCGAAAUGGCCUUCCUGAAAUCCAACCUCGCCGUCUUCUCCAACGCCAAAAACUACCGCCGCGACCCCCUCGUCCCCCUCGUCGUCCCCACCGUCAACCUCCGCCACCUAGACGUGAUCCCCCACCAGCGGAAACAGCACAGUCUGGAUAAGGGCUUCCUAGUCUGCAACUCCAACUGCGCCGUCAUCGGCAUCGUGAUCCCCUUCGCUGCCUUGCAAGCCAAAUUCGGCCCGGUCGACCAAGUCUCCGUCGUCACCAUGCAAGCCGUCUCGGGCGCGGGCUACCCGGGCGUCAGCAGCAUGGACAUCAUCGACAACGUGGUGCCCUUCAUCUCGGGCGAGGAAGACAAGCUGGAGACGGAGGCGCAAAAGAUCCUCGGCGGCGUCACCGACGACCUGACGGCCUUUGUCGACCAGCCCAUCAAGGUCAGCGCCGCGUGUAACCGCGUGCCUGUCCUGGACGGCCACACGGCGUGCGUGUCGUUGCGGUUCCAGAGGCGCCCGCCGCCCAGUGCGGAGGAGGUCAAGCAGGCGAUGAGGGAGUAUGUGAGCGAGGCGCAGAAGCUGGGGUGUCCUUCUGCGCCGCAGAAGGCGAUUGUGGUGAUGGAGGAGGCGGAUCGGCCGCAGCCGCGGUUGGAUCGCGAGACGGAUAGGGGGUAUGCGGUUAGUGUGGGGAGAGUGAGGGAGGAUGAGAGCGGCAUCUUUGAUAUCAAGUUUGUGGCGCUGAGUCAUAAUACUGUUAUUGGAGCGGCAGGGUCGUCGAUAUUGAAUGCCGAGGCGGCGGUGUUGAAGGGGUUUGUUUGA